AUGACCCCUCCCACAACUCCAAAUGGUUCCCAGGAGGACCUAGUUCGGGAACAGGUAUCACCCAUUUUCCACACCUUUUUGAGGGCCUUCUAUCCUUUUCAUCCAAGUUAUGCCAUGUCUGAUUCCAGUAUAACGCUGGCCUUGGAUGAGGGGGAUGUGGUUCUAGUACAUUCCGUUCAUACCAAUGGUUGGGCAGACGGCACUCUGUUGACGUCUGGUGCUCGGGGAUGGCUGCCAACCAACUACUGCGAGGCUUACGAGCCAGACGACCUGCGAAGCCUGCUGACAGCACUGCUCAAUUUUUGGGAUCUCCUCCGAAGUACAUCGGUGAACGACAGCGAAAUGUUCAGAAACCAGGAUUUCAUGAAGGGCAUCAUUGCAGGUGUUCGCUUUUUGCUGGAACGAACCGGAUGCCUCAAUCGCGAGGCAAGUAUUGUGUUGCGAAGCGAGGGCCUACGUAAGGCUCGCAAGUCACUACUCUCCGAACUGUCUCUGCUGGUCAAAACGGGCAAGAAGUUGCAGGAAAGCCAAAGUGGCUCUCUAUAUCCUCCCGAAGACGUCAAUGAUAUCAUUGAUGACAUGAUAUUACGCGCCUUCAAGAUUGUAACGAAAGGAGUUCGGUUUCUCGAUGCGAUGGAGGAAGAACGACUGGUCAGAGCUCCUGCUUCUGUAACUAUAAUGACCACGGUUGCCGAGGAAUCAUCUAUUCCUCCCACCCCUCCUGCGGACCGGACGGUAUUCAAGGGCCACGGGAUCGAUAAUGCCAGCCAGGUUGGGUCACAGACUCGUGCGACCGACGAUCUUGAUGAUGCUCAUGCAACAUGCAAUACAUCUUCCAAAUCUAGUGAGGGUUCCCGCGAGCCGCAGGGCAAGUGGGGCAAGCGAGGGUCAUCGCUGAACGCGCCGUCAAACUUGAACACACUUGGCCAGCACAGAUAUUCCCAAGGGAGCAGUCAAAAUCACAGACUUUCGUCUGGAAUGGCGCACAGGGUAUCACUUGCAGGACCCUCUCCUUGCUCAAGACCGCAUUAUCUCGUAUCUGAGCGACUUAACCGAAGCCACGACAGAUUCCUAUCCCAUCUCGGAUCGUUCAUUGGCAGACUUCAUUUACAAUCACAUUCAAGACCAGAAUUGGCAUUAGCCAUCAAGCAGUCAGCUGCUUCUGGAGGUGAAUUGCUUGCCGUCAUGGACAGUGUCUGCAUCUUUAAUAGCUCCAGCAUCGCAGCCUUGAGCAAAGUGAGGACUUCUAUGUUUGAACGUAUUCAAGCCCUCGUCCUGUCUGCUCGAGACACAUUGGCUCAUGCGGCUACAGAAGGCGCUGAUUUAAUUAUGCCUCAGGAUAAUGGUGUUUUGCUGAUGGCUGCCACAGGAUGUGUUCGGGCUGCAGGUGAGUGUGUGGCCAAGACGAAGGCUGCGAUUGAGCGAAUCGGAGACUUCGAGUCCGAGCUUGAUGGCUUCACGCUGGACAUUGACUUGAGCAUACUCGACGUCGCGCACGAGAGAGCCAGGAGCUUUUCUGCCUCGGAACGAUCAGAUGUAACAGACAAUGCUGUUGAGCCUUUCCCACUUUUUGAGUCCUCUGUGGCAGCGACUACAAGACGACCUACUGGAGCGGUUGAGAAGCCACUUCCUUGUGUGCCAAGUGUUAGUAUUCCAUCUGAGAGCAGCAUGCAGCAACACGAGAGCCCUGCAGCUUCCCCACGGCCUUCAUCCAUGCAUGAGGACAAUGCCUCAAGCACCGCAUCUUCGGUCUCUCUGAUGCGGCCCACUUUACCGUGUCCGCCUGAACUCUCAACUGCCCUGGACACUUGCGACUGCGCAGAGGAUGUGCAUGACAUCUCUAUGAUCGACCAGGAUCAGCACGCAUCUCGGUAUGACAGCCUUGUAGCUUCAAGUGCUGGAAGCAGCGGCACCUACCUUAGCAGAGAUUCGGAGACAAGCGUGGUCUCCCAAACCUCUAGUCGCGCCACGACUCCUGAUCAUUCCCCAGGUCCUCGCAAACACCAUUCUUUUUCUGAUCUCAGCACUACGGAAAGCUUUUCGCAGGCUGACGAGCAUGAAGAUGUAGAGAAGAGGCUUCUGGUGAAAACCUUUGCUCAUGAACUCAUGUUUAACAAAGAGGGACAAGUCACGGGCGGCUCGCUUUCAGCCCUAGUCGAGCGUCUCACAACGCACGAAUCUACCCCGGAUGCUACCUUCGUUUCCACCUUUUAUCUCACUUUCCGACUAUUCUGCAACCCUGUGAAACUCACAGAAGCCCUGAUUGAACGAUUCGACUACGUUGGCGACUCUUCCCACAUGGCUGCCCCUGUAAGGCUAAGAGUGUACAACGCCUUCAAGGGCUGGCUCGAAUCUCACUGGCGAGAUCAGACCGAUCGAGAAGCCUUGAGGCUCAUUAUUCCGUUUGCCGAGCACAAGCUCACAUUUGUUCUGCCUUCUGCCGGACAGAGAUUGUUGGAGCUUGCCAGGAGGGUCUCUGGAGAAGGCUCCUUGGUGCCUAGGCUUGUGUCAUCAAUGGGUAAAACGAACACAGCCUUGGCUCAGUAUAUACCUGCAGACACCCCUCUCCCUCCACCUGCAAUCAACAAGAACCAGCAACACUUGUUAACCUCGUUCAAAAAUGGAGGCAACGGUCCAACUAUUCUCGACCUUGAGCCCUUGGAGCUAGCUCGUCAGCUGACCAUCAAGCAAAUGGGCAUAUUUUGCUCUAUUCUGCCUGAAGAGCUGCUUUCCUCGCAAUGGAUGAAGAAGGGAGGUGCUGAAGCCCCCAACGUCAAGGCCAUGUCGGCUUUGUCAACAGACAUCUCGAAUUUUGUGGCCGAAACUAUUCUCCACCAUCCAGAGAUCAAGAAGCGCGCUGCUGUCAUCAAACAGUGGGUAAAAGUGGCUUGUCAAUGCCUGGAACUUCACAAUUACGACGCAUUAAUGGCCAUCAUUUGUAGCCUCAACAGCAGCACCAUCAGCCGCCUACGCAAAACCUGGGAAGCCGUUUCUGCCAGGCGAAAGGAGAUGCUGCGUCACCUUCAGGAAAUUGUGGAACCAGCUCAAAAUAACAAGGUUUUGCGAACUCGACUGCACGACCAUGUGCCGCCCUGCCUUCCUUUUCUCGGCAUGUAUCUGACUGAUCUGACCUUUGUCGACAUUGGAAACCCAGCUACAAAGCAAAUGUCAAUGGGAACAGAUUCCGAUGGAAACGGACAUGGCGCACUGACCGUCGUCAAUUUCGACAAACACAUACGCACGGCCAAGAUUAUCGGUGACCUGCAACGCUUUCAGAUUCCGUAUCGACUCACAGAAGUCCGUGAUAUGCAGGACUGGAUCUCGGCACAGAUCAGGCGCGUCCGGGACGGUGAUCAAGGCAAUGUCCUUUUGAACUACUACCGAAGAAGUCUCUUGCUUGAACCACGAGAAAGUGAUUCUCGUCGAGAAGUCGAGACACCAACCCAAGUUUCUUCCAACAUUGUGGCAUCUCGAGGCGAUCUCUUUGGUUGGAUGACACGGGAUCGCGGCCAGACAGCAACCCCGGCGCAAAUAUGA
This is a messenger RNA of Ustilaginoidea virens, 3537 nucleotides long. RefSeq lists its product as uncharacterized. The transcript is spliced from 2 exons. Lineage: Eukaryota; Fungi; Ascomycota; Sordariomycetes; Hypocreales; Clavicipitaceae. Gene Ontology annotation, molecular function: guanyl-nucleotide exchange factor activity; protein binding. Bases 1 to 3537 code for a protein of 1178 amino acids. Gene Ontology annotation, biological process: Ras protein signal transduction; positive regulation of GTPase activity. The record is from RefSeq and is a predicted model, not a curated record. Gene Ontology annotation, cellular component: plasma membrane.